Messenger RNA from Erpetoichthys calabaricus (reedfish), 1940 nucleotides. RefSeq names its product P2Y purinoceptor 8-like. Lineage: Eukaryota; Metazoa; Chordata; Cladistia; Polypteriformes; Polypteridae. Gene Ontology annotation, cellular component: membrane. Gene Ontology annotation, biological process: positive regulation of Rho protein signal transduction; phospholipase C-activating G protein-coupled receptor signaling pathway. The transcript is spliced from 2 exons. The record is from RefSeq and is a predicted model, not a curated record. Gene Ontology annotation, molecular function: G protein-coupled receptor activity. The coding region runs from base 304 to 1341 and encodes 345 amino acids.
ACCUGUGGUUUGCUUUACAGCUUUGCCCUCUGGUGGUUUCUUAAAAUAGUGGACAGAAUUAAAACAGCAGUUGCUGUAUCAGUUUAUCUUAAUUUCUAAGCAGAAUUUUCUUUUUGACAAGCCUAGUGAUGGAUGUUGAUAAAUUGUAAUUACAUGAAUACCUAACUUUUACUAAUUUUUUUACAUACAGUACUUACAACAUAAGAACAAUCAAAGAAUAUAUUUUUUUAAUUUUAAACAUGAAGAGUGAAUAGGACCGCAACACACUGACUUUAGCUCCAGGGGAACAGACACAUCAACAAAAUGGAAUCAAACGUGACAAAGACCGCAAUGUUAUUGAGCAAUGUCAGUACAAAAUCUUUUGAUAAUGCGACUCUUGAAAUGAUUACCAGCCCGAUUAUGACUAUUGCCGUUCCAGUGAUUUACUUGGCUGUUGUCAUUUUCAGUGUACCUCUUAAUACAGUCUCAUUCUGGAUACUUCUUUUUCAUACCAAAAAGAAGAGCCCCACCAUAAUAUUUACCAUAAAUCUUUCUUUGACUGACUUUUUGUACAGCUUGUCACUUCCCUUUCAAAUUGUGUACCAUUUGAGUGGCAACAAUUGGCCUUUUGGAGAUUAUGUGUGUAGGAUUUCUACUGUAGCUUUUUACGGGAAUAUGCAUUGUUCAAUUUUGACCACAUGUGCUAUUAGUUUGGAUCGCUACUGGGGAAUUGUAAAACCCCUUCACACAAGACACUGGAGAACAGUAAGAUCUGCAGUGAUUGCUUGUAUUUUUAUGUGGGCACUUGUGCUCCUGAUGAACUCAUUAAUGAUAACCAGUUGCCUCACUGUAAAUGUUGAGCAACUGGGAGUUGUGACAUGCUUUGACAUUAUUCCAAAAACGAUGUUUUCCCCUCCAAUCUAUGGCUAUUUGUACUUUUCAGCACAUCUGCUGUUCUUCUUCAUCAUUCCUUUAAUCAUUUUUGUUAUAUGCUACUCUGUUAUUUUAAAAACGUUAAAGAAUUCACCAAACACUGAGAUACCAGACUCUAAAAGGCAAACUAUUAACCUCAUAACAGUUAUUUUGCUUUGCUUUUCUGUCUGUUAUGUACCACACAUUAUUUUACAAAUAAUUCACACGGUACUUAGGAGCCAAAAGAAGAGCCUAUAUGUAUAUUACAAACUAUCCCUUGGUCUUAACAGCUUGAAUUGCUGUUUUGAUCCUUUUAUAUAUUACUUUGCUUCGAAGGAUUUUAGACACAAGCUUCAAAGUAAAAUCUGUGGUUGCUCUUUCAUGAGAUUUGAUGAGUCAAGCACAUCAAAAGUGUCAGAAAUGGCCCACCUCAAAGUUCAACAGUCUUGAUCAAAAUCCCAGGACAGACUGAUGGCAGUCCAGCAGCUCCAUUGUGACAGCAAAUUGUCUCCAUUGAAGAUGAUGUUUGAGAUAAGAUGGAGACAAUUCGUCAUUUCACUUGUGUUUUACAUUUCGCACUAUUGUACUUUGACUGUUACAAAGCUAACAUCUCAGCAAAUGGACAAGUUAAAUGACAAUGAAAGUGAAAUCUCAUGCAGCAAAAAUGUAAAACAUUUUACAAGAAGCCUAUUGUUUGUUCAAAAACUGCUACUGUCUUUCAGGAAAAAAGCACUUGUGGUCAGUGAAUCCCUGUACCCUAUAGAGAACUCAAGGAUUUGGAAUAAAUCAUUGUUCCUUGUUUGUAUAGUUCAGCUCCUAAUUUUCAUAAAGAUUUAUUUGAAAAUGUACUUUUAAAUUUUUCAAUGCGGGAUUACCCCUUUUCUUAACUUCCAAGCAAAAUAUGUUUAAGAACUUUAAAAUGUUGUUUGUUUUUUUAAAAGAGUCCAUGUAAUCAACUCCCAAAGAGUGGAAAUGUUUGCCUUCUAUUGUAAAACAAUCCACUUCAUGGAAUGCUUAAUAAAUAUACUAUAAAAAAAUGUUAUUAAUAA